AGGAUGUCUUCAUCCAGCAGACACAGGACACCAAGAACCCUGUUAUCUAUGCCGUGUUCUCCGCUUCGGGGUCGGUCUUCAAGGGCUCUGCUGUCUGUGUCUACUCCAUGGCCGACAUCCGCAUGGUUUUCAACGGGCCCUUCGCACACAAGGAGGGACCCAACUACCAGUGGAUGCCCUACACAGGCAAAAUGCCCUACCCCCGGCCAGGCACUUGCCCUGGGGGGACCUUCACCCCAUCCAUGAAGUCAACCAAGGACUACCCCGAUGAAGUGAUCAACUUCAUGCGCGCGCACCCGCUGAUGUACCACGCCGUCUACCCCACCCACCGCCAGCCUCUGGUGGUCCGCACCAACGUCAACUACCGCUUCACCACCGUGGCCGUCGACCAGGUGGACGCGGCAGACGGGCGCUAUGAGGUGCUUUUCCUGGGCACAGAUCGGGGCACUGUGCAGAAGGUCAUUGUGCUCCCCCGGGAUGACAUGGAGACAGAGGAGCUCAUGCUGGAGGAGAUCGAGGUGUUCAAGGUAAGGGUUGUCCUGUCCUCCACCUUCUGCUGA
Molecule: messenger RNA, 560 nt
Organism: Antrostomus carolinensis (chuck-will's-widow)
Lineage: Eukaryota; Metazoa; Chordata; Aves; Caprimulgiformes; Caprimulgidae
Product: semaphorin-3F
Exons: 4
Biological process (GO): negative chemotaxis; axon guidance; positive regulation of cell migration
Cellular component (GO): plasma membrane
Molecular function (GO): semaphorin receptor binding; chemorepellent activity
Source: RefSeq, a predicted model, not a curated record